GUUGGGUGGGGGGAAAGGAGCCGCUCUCUUCCAGCCGGCUCUGGUUUGGGAGCGGCGGCUGUCUGUCUGUCUGUCUGUUGUCUGUCUGUCUGGCCGUUGAGGGAUAGUAAUAGUAGUUGGCAAACGCCGGUAGUAGAAGCUAUGGAUGACUGCACCUUAAGGAAAUUGACCAUCUCUCACGGGAAGCUGGACCCUCCCUUCACGCCCAACUUGACCUCCUACAAAGUGGUGGUCAGCAGCGAGAUCAAGAGGAUAACGCUGAACCCAGUGACCAGCGACAGCGGCGCCUCCUACCAAAUCAUUGGUGCAGAGGGUUCCAAAACGGUUUUCCUCAAAGACGAUAGAACUAAAAUUCAAAUUGAGGUUGCUGCAGAAGAUGGAACUUUGAAGAAAUAUACGCUUGACGUUAUCAGACUUGCUCCACACGUCGCAUCGCUAACUAAACUGAAAUUAUCUGACAACCUCCAACUUGAUCCAGAGUUUGCUUCAGAUGUGUAUGAAUUCACAUGUACAGCUCCAUUCCAUAUGGUCUCUGUAAUUGUACAUCCAUCCGUUCCGCACCGUAAAAUGAAAGUGACUGUUAAUGAGAAGGAAGUUAAUCAGCCAGUUUCCCUAUCUGCAGGAGAUACAAAAGUGAAGGUGAAAGUUACCUCAUUAGAUGGCGUAAACUCACAGGUUUACCUGAUCAUAAUCACCCGCGUGCAACUACCAUGGUCAAUCAAUUUCAUAGACCUUCAAGAUGACUUCGAGUACGAGUGUCCAGUCACCCUCACAGCUUUCUAUCAGCCAGUCUCCAUCCGAGGAAGUGACCCUAAGCAUACAGUGUCAUCAAUGUGCCUCAACCUCCUGACCAGCAAGUCAAAGACUGAUCCUUUUGAUGAAAGUCCCCUUGGUGAGAAUUGGAGAGUGUCAGAGUACGAAUUGGACAAAAAAAUAUCAGCUGCCUUUGUUUACUGCUGCUUCAAAUAUCGAGGAUGUACCAGUGUGGUGAAACUGUCAGAACUCGGAUCCCAUGCAAAGGAGUGUAAAAACCAACCACCAGCAGAACUGGAUUCUAAGGUUGUGACAGAGGCUGUAUGGUAUCAAGCAGAAUUUGGCAUCUCAAACAAAGUAAAAUAUCAGCUCAAUCACACUCUGAAGGAACGUGACUGGGAGAAGAAGCUUCAUGAAGAGGUGAAUGAGAGUAGUGUCGAGAAACUCUGCAGCUACGCUAUCGAACAACUGAAUAUUUACCAGCAACGGCUUUCGACAGCAGGACCUAGGACUCGGUUUGCAGAAGGAGAAUCUCCUCUAGAUGCCUUGCAUCAGACAGCAGUGGGCUAUGCAUUGGCUAUAAAAUUGACACCAAAUGAUCCCGAGCUACAUUUCAAACUGGGCCUAGUGCUGGAGGAGCAUUACUACGCAACUGAGAUGUAUGGAAUUCAGAAAAGUAAUACUCAGGAAGAAGAUGACGCAUCAUCGUUUGAUGAUGCAGCAAAAACUAGUAGCAGAAAUGAUGAGAUCACGGCAAUAUGCAAGCUUCACGGUUUUCCAGACCAGUCCAACCUUGAACAGCAGCUGAAGGCACUGGACAUGGAGUAUAACCAGCUGAAGGAACGUGGACAGUCAGUAAAAGCUGACUAUGCACAGACACUUUACAUCUGGAAAUCUAAGCAGGCUGGGAAGGAUGUUAAAAUUAAAGCAUUACCCAGUGAAGAGCGCCAUCGUGAUUGGGCCUUUCUAAAAUACAUGGAUGCUUUGUCCCUCCAACUUGAGAACUGGCAGUACAAUUUCCAUGUCGGAUUCUUGCUGUUACAAAAAAAGGACAAAGGUGCACUGAGGUACUUACAGACAGCGCUGGCACAGAAACCAGAAUCAGGAUACAUUAGAUUUUACACAGGGCUGGCUAUACUCGAUCAGACUGGUGAAUCAGCUCCGCAAAGAGUAGAAGCCAUUCAGUACAUCCAGCAAGGCUUAGAAGAGCUGUUAUCUAAGCUUAUCUUUCCAGGAGGCAAGGAUCCAAGUCAAGAAGCCUUACCUCUUCAAGCUUCACAUGUAUAUUGCCUGGUGAAUCCCCAAUUGCCCGGAGGAAUACUGCAGCUGGGAAAGGCUCUCAGCACACCACCCUCAGGGCUGCCUGAAAAAACAAUGACUGCUGAGCAGGUGUUUCACUUUGCUGUAAAACUGGUUGCCCAAGGACUGUGCCGGUGCCCAUACCGAGGAUCUAUAUUUCAAGCGCUUGAGUGGCUACUUCUUGAAUCCCAUUUACACCUCCUGGACUUGCUUGUCCAACAGCCAGAUAGGCAGGAACGCAGAAUCAGUAAAAGGUGCAACUCUUUGUCUUCACUGAUAAAGUGCAGUUCCAUUCCAGGCACAGAUCAUCUACUGAACAUGAAACGAAAGGUGUGCCAGCUGGCAGUGGUAACCUCACCUUGUGAUAGUCAUGCUCUAUACAUGCUCGGCCUGGAACAGUUAGAUGAGUAUGACAAUGAACCUUCUUCUUCUAACCGGACUGAACAAUUAAUUAAUGAUGCCUGCCGUAGUUUCCGAGCAAGCAUCAACCUUGAGAACAAACCAAUGGUUGGAAAUCCACCAAAUGAGCUGACCGAACAGGAAUGGUGGCAGGAUUGGAAGGUUGAACAGCAAGAAAAAAAUCUACUAAAACCCUUGCAGAAGCCAGCUCCGAGAGGAGGAGCAGCAAACGUAAGAGCCAUGCCACUCAGAGGGAUUACCACUAGGGCAGGUGGUGUGAGAGGAGCUACAACCAGGGGAGGUAGAAUGGUAUACUGGCCAGCUGCUGCCAAUCCCAGCACUUCAGCUGGAGGGGCCACCCCACCUUCUGCCAGGGGGCGUGGUGCUGGCACUGCACAAACCAAGCCCAUUGCCAAAACAGAGAUGUUUCUACCCCAGACACCUGGCACAUCCCGUGGGUCGGAUGUAAAAUCUGUUGCAGAGAAAACUCGCAGUAUCGCUCAGGAUUCAAGUGGGAGACCAGUGCCCAUAAAUCGCACUUCAUAUACGUAUCGUUUGGGCUUGGCGCGUGCUCUAACGCGCAUAAAUGAAAUUUCAGAAGAUGCUCAAAAGCUUUAUCAUGAAGUCAUUAUAAUGGCACCCGAGAUGUAUGAAGGCUAUAUUGAGUUAGCCAACAUCCUCUUGAAGACUGACCCUCUGGAGGCUGUGGAAAUUUAUUGCAGAUUUCCCUUGAAACCAGUCGAAGAGCAAACUUUUGAUGAUGCCUUCAUUACCGGAGAGAUUGUUCGGAUUUUAAUGAAGCAACAAAAGUUUGACGAUCCUCGCCUGGGCCCAAACAUGAUUGCAUACGGCAAAAUAUUGGGAAUAGAGGCUUUACAUUCCUACAUCAAUACUCUUAAUCAAGAGUUCAAGACUGACCUUUUGAAGAGAAUCUAUGCUGGAAUCCACAACAGACCUUUGGAGGACCCAGAUCUUCAAGUAUUCUUCAGUUUCAAAAAUUGGAUGUAGAGUGUCUUGCUAUCAGCAAAAAUAUAGGUGACGUCUCCAGAAAUAUUUUGGGAAUAUUUUACCUUUUUUCAACAAAAUGUUAUCAAAACUAUUCUCAAAAGGAGGGCUUAAAUGUAACAUCUUGCUCAUCAUAAAAUCACUUUGUUGAAGUCCUUUCACCCAAAAUACAAAUUCUCCCACCUGGCCAUGAACCAUCUAACUGUUGUUGAAACGUCUAGAAUCCUGGUCUUAAAACAAUUUGUGAUAUCCUGUUCCAGUAUUAAUUAACCUGUGUGACGACAUACUCCCUGGUGUCUGUAAAACCUUGCCUUUCUUAAUCUUGUACUUAUGCCCUAUCGGCCUGUUGCCUUAAACACAUAGAAGUACGUUUCUAUUAGUAACCAAGUCUUGGAUUUUAAGUGACAUUCCUAAGUCACUCUUAAGACUUUAGGAAGUUAUAUCAAUCCCAUGAGGUAUUAUUGCCUUGCAACAUUAUCCAAUGGUACAUUAUUACCACAUUCAGAUAGAUUUACAUCGGAAAGCAUCGUUCUGGAUGCAAUCUCUGCAAUGUUAAACAUCUAACCAGCUCCUCUCCGAGAGCUACAGGGAUUUCAAAUGUGGUGAUGUUAGCUGGUAAAUCUUGCACUUAUUCCUGUAAAGAAUUCUUGUGCCAAUUGCAUUUUCACUGAUAGCUCCCACAGUUGCUAAAUCUGCAUUUCAUUUCUGUGCUUAAUUUCCCUACCUUUUUAAGUUGAAACCUUAUUCUUCAACAUCAGUAUGGUUAACAUCAUAACUGAUAAUGUACAUUAUUGUGUAGUGUGCUACAAGAUGCAGUAAAAUCAAUGCCAUUAUGAGCAAAUGUUUGUUUUAAGUUGGUUCUUUACUGUCAAUUCUUACAUGAUUAAAGUGCGUGUGUUUUGCAAUUGCGAAAUUUGUCUUUCUCCCUCACCAUCCAGACAAUACACAUCUUUUUAGGCGCAUGCAACACCCAUCAAGUGAGUAACCCACUGUAAGACCAAUACCAAUUCACUGCCAGGAAGUGUGCAGUUCUAAGAUAUAGUCAGUGCUCAAAUCACAAGUUCAGGUAGAGUAGGGCAAACAGAAAAAUAAUAAGACCUGUGCAGCCUUCCUCUCAGUGUUAGGUGUUCCAAUGUGCUGGACCAUUCCUAAAAUGCAACACGUGCUUCAAAUUACAAAUAUUGAAUGUUAAAAAAUUAAGCUA
This is a messenger RNA of Callorhinchus milii (elephant shark), 4660 nucleotides long. RefSeq lists its product as uncharacterized. The transcript has 20 exons. Lineage: Eukaryota; Metazoa; Chordata; Chondrichthyes; Chimaeriformes; Callorhinchidae. Gene Ontology annotation, biological process: protein polyubiquitination; ubiquitin-dependent protein catabolic process. Bases 142 to 3459 code for a protein of 1105 amino acids. The record is from RefSeq and is a predicted model, not a curated record. Gene Ontology annotation, molecular function: protein binding; ubiquitin protein ligase activity.